Molecule: messenger RNA, 990 nt
Organism: Tarenaya hassleriana
Lineage: Eukaryota; Viridiplantae; Streptophyta; Magnoliopsida; Brassicales; Cleomaceae
Product: cyclin-J18-like
Exons: 10
Coding region: 46-729 (227 amino acids)
Source: RefSeq, a predicted model, not a curated record
GUUCAGAACUCAACGGUAACUAAAUCGAAGAGAACGUCGACGGAGAUGGCCUCUUUGCGUCGGACAUUGGUCGAGUUCCUGAUCCGAUCUGCUAGCCAUCUCGAAGUUCCUCCGAUCGUCAAGUACUCAGCGUUUGCGCUCUUUUUCGAUCGAUUCCGUCCUUCUUUGACCAGGUUCUUGCAGAUAAAGAAAGCUAAACACUGGCUUUUGCAACCUUUGACAGAAAGCAAUCUGCAACUAUUUGUACUAAUCGCCAUAUGGGUCUCAAGCAAAAUGCAUGAUUCCCGAGCUUCAGCACUUCAAAGUUUUAAAAACUUGAGCAAUAAGCUGAUUACAGAACAACACUUCACGGUUCAGGAUUUCUUGGAGGCAGAACUGGUUUUCCUACAGGUUUUGAAAUUUGAAAUCGGCACUUCAAACAUAUCCUAUGUAAUACUUGAAGACCUUUAUAUUCAGUUCAAAGAAGUUGCAAAGGUUGGUGAACUUUUGAACUUUGAAGCAUGCAUGGAUAUGAUGGAUCUUCUAUACGAAAAGGAAGAGGCAUCCAUUCUCUUUGGUUCUUCCGCAUCUUUGGCUGCUUCCAUAUUGGUAUGUUCUUACAUCAUAACCGUGCCGAAACAGAGGUGGGAGUUUCCUCUUCUCCCUUGGGUUAAAUUUGUGACGUCAUGCAAUGAAGGCGAACUCGUGGUGCUUGUCAGGCACGUUCUUAAUCAUGUCCUAGGAACGUAAUCCUCCAAAGGCUUUCCAAUUAUCAAUCUUCAAAUGGUUACGGGUGACGUGUACGGAAUGACGGAAUGCUGGUAAGCAUAGUCUCAGUGAAGGCACAGGAAAGAUCAAUCCAAUUUUUUUUUUUUGAAUAAUCCUCGUAAUGACUGUGGUACUUUCGCCAUUUAACGUAUUUUGGUGCAAAAAAAGAAUAAAAUAAAAAUAAUAUGAGUUACAUAAUAGCUGUGUAAAUAAUAAAAGAAAGGUCACUAUUGUUAUUUAUUA